Messenger RNA from Cyprinus carpio (common carp), 2056 nucleotides. RefSeq lists its product as uncharacterized. Gene Ontology annotation, cellular component: nucleus. NCBI's taxonomy places the organism in Eukaryota, Metazoa, Chordata, Actinopteri, Cypriniformes, Cyprinidae. The record is from RefSeq and is a predicted model, not a curated record. Gene Ontology annotation, molecular function: histone binding; histone deacetylase binding.
UGUAUUUAGUUUGACGUUUGGUUGAGUUGAAAGAUCUAUUUGAUUGAAUGUACUGCCUGUGACAAUCGAGAUAUCUGUCUGGAGUUCCGAGUAGUUAACAAGAGUGUUUUAUGAAUGCAAGAUGAUCAACAUGACCCGCCUUCUACUCAAUAAAAAGAAAACGAAACUUAAUGCCACUGAGAGAAACACUGCAGUGAAAACGUGAAUCGCCUUUGAGUGUCAUCAAGCAGAGUUCAACAUGGGUACGGAGCAAUUUCAUUCUCAGAAUAAAGUUAGUUGUGUACUUUGCGAGAAAUCAGACGAAACUCAGAUUACCGGGCCUCUUUCAUCCAAAGAGGGCACCUCCGCACACGAGAACUGUUUGUUGUAUGCAUCAGGGAUCUACUGCAAGACUUCACCCACCUAUGACGACCUGUUUGGAUUUGCUGUGGAAGAUGUAAAAGAAGAGCAGCGGAGAGGAAAAAGACUACUUUGCCACCACUGUAAAAAAAACGGUGCUACAGCGGGAUGUGAUUUGAAGCGUUGUAAGCGCUCGUACCAUUUUCCCUGCGCCAUGGAGGCCCGUGCCACAGUCGAUGAAGACAUUGAUAAAGGCCGUUUUAAACUGUUCUGUGAAUUACAUGAUCCAAAAUCCAAAAAAACAAGAUCGCCAGACAGUCGAAGGUCUGAACUGAAAAGGCCUGACAGGAGAGAUUCUCAUUCAUCUACAGGGUCGUCAGAAGUCAGUGUGUCCAAAAGGAAGAGGAAUUCACCUAUUGUCAUAGAUUCUGAUGAUGACAUUGAAGACACCUUGAACCCCAUUUAUGCUCCAUUAGAGGAAUAUAUAGAGGACCGUAAAUCUCCAAAUCAGUAUAAUCAGUCAAAUCCUGAUCCUGAAAGUAAAAGGCCCUGUGCAAGGCCCAGCCCAUCAACCGCAGGUUCAUUAAAAGAGGGCUCAACGUCUGAUCAGAAGCCUUGUGGAUCAGCAGGAGGUUCAGGAGAAUUGCAUAGCAGGCGUGUGUAUGAUUCACCGGUACGAUCGGCAGAAGUGGAAACACCCAAAAGGAAAAAAAUCAAAUACAUCAUAGACUCAGAUGAUGAAAGUCCCACAAGCACCGACCGUGUAGUAGCUCCAGCAGUGUCAGCUACAGAGGAGUCUAUGCUUCCAAAACAGCCCAGUCAGUCCACUCCUGUGCCUGAAAAAACAAGGCCGUGUGAAGAACUAAAUCCAUCAACCACAGAAGCUGAUGAUGAUGACACAGACAUUGAAACAUAUGAUUCUCAGAGUUUGUUACAACCAGAAAAGUACCGUAUCACUGUUCCAUGUAGAGUUAUUAUGGACUCUGGAUCCUUAGCAGAAUCAGAGUACAGUCUAGAAGCUUCUUCACCUGCCGGUGCAGCCCCAGCAGCUAUGUGCACCUCACCUGGGUCUGUCGCUGCCCCUGAACUAGAGGAAACACCAUCCACAAGCAGAACCUCUCCACCACCCAGAGCUCAAACCACUGACCCAGUCUCACCAGGUACCACUGACCCUACACCUAACCAGGACCAAGCUAGUGAUGGUCCCACAGGUCAGCACGUGUCACCCUCGCAUUCAAGCCCCACUGUCGACGUUCCAGCAGUGUCAACAUCUGCAGUACAAACACACUCACUCUUAAUACAAGCAUCUCACUUAAAAUCUGAGCAGCUACCAGAACCUUCUCCUCUGGCAGGAGUUUCUUCAUCACCAGGUCGUCCCGCUUCAGCAGAAGCUUCUGAUGAGGGUACCAAAGUGAAAUCCAAGUCCAGUGCUGCCAUAUUCUGGACCAGAUGUAAUGAGGCUGGGUGGACUAAAGAAGUCUUCUCAAAACUCGUGUCUCAGCUGAGCAGCCUAGGAGAAAGAGUGCAGUCACAGGAAGCUAGCCACCAAGACUAUGAUGUUGCUCUCAAAGUAUUGAUGGCAUCUGGACAGCUGCCUUGCAUUUUUACUCAGCUGGAACAAGAACUGGAGAAACAGGAAAGGGACUUGCAGAGGAAAAAAGCAGCACUAAGGGAUGCCAAAGCUGUACUAGGUGUUUAAUAUAACAGUCUAUCAGAA